CUUUUGAAACAAAAAAACUGAGACAUAUGAUUAAAAGUGGAUCAAAUUUCCACUACCGGAGCUACCACUCAGUGACUUCUGAUGUCUGGUGUAGAGCUCGACGAUGUACACUUCUUUGACCCGGUUAAUGAAAGUGGGUCCAAGUAGAGACAAGUGGUGAAAAACCAACACCCCGCAGCGUGUUUUCAACGGUUGGGAUUGGAAAGUACAUAUUCAUAUCCGGUGGGGAAGUGGAUCCUAGUGACUUGGGCCACCUUGGCGCUGGGAAAUUUUCGGAUGAUCUCUAUGCACUCGACACUGAGACACUAGUGUGGCAGAAAUGGGAUGAUAGCUCAAACUCCGGCGAUAAUCAUCCAGGACCACGUGGAUGGUGUGCAUAUGCUCCUGGGAAACGAGAUGAACAACCUGGAUUGUUGGUGUAUGGUGGCAAUUCGCCUAGCAACGAUAGGCUCGGUGACAUUUUCUUUUUCACUCCUAGUUCAUUCCUUGCAUGAGUGGAAAUGGAAAAUGAUCAUUGAUGGGUUUAGCAGGGAACUCUCUGGCUAAAGAACAUGUUGAGACCCAAUUCAAAGAGAAAUACUUUCACUUCUCUAAUACAGAGAACGCUGAGUCUACUCUCAGCAUCAUUGUCAUGGGAGCUUCUGGGGAUCUUGCCCGGAAAAAAAUUUUCCCUGCACUUUUUGCUCUUUUCUAUGAAGACCAUCUACCUGAGAGUUUUACCGUGUUUGGCUAUGGACGGCAUGAGAUGAGUGAUGUGGAGUUGAGGAAUAUGAUUUGCAGAACUUUGACUUGUCGUAUUGACCAACGGGAAAGUUGUCACGUGAAGAUGGAUGAGUUUUUAAAAAGAUGUUUUUACCAUUCAGGUCAGUAUAGUUCUGAGGAGCAUUUCUCAGAAUUGGACAAGAAGCUGAAGGAGAAAGAGGGUCGAAGAUUGUCCGACAGGUUGUUUUACUUGUCGGUCCCUCCAAGUGUAUUUGUGGAUGUUGUGAGAUGUGCUAAACGGUGCACAUCUUCAGAGAAUGGUUGGACAAGGUUCAUUGUCGAAAAACCAUUUGGUCAUGACUCAAAGUCAUCUAGAGAUCUUACCAAAAGUUUAAAGCAAUAUCUAACUGAGGAGCAAAUAUUCAGGAUUGACCAUCAGCUGAGCAAGGAACUUGUAGAGAAUCUGUUGGUUCUCCGCUUCUCUAAUAUUUUUUUCGAGCCUUUGUGGUAUAGGAACUACAUCCGCAAUGUGCAAUUGAUAUUUUCUGAAGAUUUUGGGACAGAGGGACAAGGCAGAUACUUUGACAACUAUGGAAUCAUCCGAGAUAUAAUACAAAAUCAUCUCCUGCAAAUACUAGCACUAUUUGCAAUGGAGACACCUGUCAGUUUAAAUGCGGAGGAUAUUAGGAACGAAAAGGUCAAGGUUUUGCAUUCCAUGAGAACUCUCCGACUGGAAGAUGUAGUUCUAGGUCAAUAUAAGGGCUUCAGUGAUGGCAGUACAUCAUACCCUGCCUAUGCAGAUGACCCAGCAGUGCCAAAUAACAGUCUCACUCCAACUUUUGCAGCUGCAACUUUCUUCAUCAAUAAUGCUCGAUGGGAUGGAGUCCCUUUCCUCUUGGUAGCCGGCAAAGCUCUUCAUUCCCGGCGGGCAGAAAUCAGAGUUCAGUUCAGACAUGUACCUGGGAACUUGUACAAUCGGAAGUUUGGAACUGAUCUAGAUAAGGCGACAAAUGAGCUUGUGCUUCGUGUACAACCUGAUGAAGCUAUAUAUUUGAAGAUCAACAAGAAGGUCCCUGGCCUAGGAAUGAGAUUGGAUUCGAGCGACCUUAAUUUCCUUCAUAGAGCAAGGUAUCCAAGAGAAAUACCGGAUGUAUAUGAGAGGCUGCUCCUCGAUUCUAUAGAAGGAGAGCAGCAUUUGUUCAUUAGAAGCGAUGAGCUUGAUGCUGUUUGGUCAUUGUUUUCACCAUUGUUGAAGGAAUUGGAAGAGAAGAAGGUCGCGCCAGAGCUAUACCCGUGUGGUAGCAGUGGACCGAUUGGACUGCAUUAUCUUGCUGCAAAGCACAAUGUUCAUUACACCGACGAUAAUUGUGAGGGCUAUUGAAAAUCUUCCUCAAAUGUAUGAAACUUUUAUUUUGCCUUGAAAAUUUUAUUUUGCCUACCUUGGAUGCAUAUGUAUUAUGUGUGAUAUUUAGUGGCAUUGUUAAGAUUGACUCAGCUAGUUGUAAUCUGCGCGGAAGAAUUUCACAGAAGUACAGAAUGGGAUACAUGUGGGCCUUACCUUGUCUCUUUUCUGUGAAAUUCUUCUGACUCUGUUCACUCUUGUUGAGUGAAUAGAUUGUUAGUUAUCUUUCUUGUGCGGUGCCAACUGACAGGACAAUUGCUUAACUUCAAGGCCGGUGCAAGAAUCAAAUCCAUUUUUUUUUUCUUUUCUUCA
Camellia sinensis is the source of this 2416-nucleotide messenger RNA. RefSeq names its product glucose-6-phosphate 1-dehydrogenase, chloroplastic. Gene Ontology annotation, biological process: pentose-phosphate shunt, oxidative branch; glucose metabolic process. The record is from RefSeq and is a predicted model, not a curated record. NCBI's taxonomy places the organism in Eukaryota, Viridiplantae, Streptophyta, Magnoliopsida, Ericales, Theaceae. Gene Ontology annotation, cellular component: chloroplast stroma. Gene Ontology annotation, molecular function: glucose-6-phosphate dehydrogenase activity; NADP binding.